This is a messenger RNA of Protopterus annectens (West African lungfish), 806 nucleotides long. It is a transcript of the gene STARD6, whose product is annotated as StAR related lipid transfer domain containing 6. The record is from RefSeq and is a predicted model, not a curated record. The transcript is spliced from 7 exons. Bases 159 to 794 code for a protein of 211 amino acids. Gene Ontology annotation, molecular function: lipid binding. Lineage: Eukaryota; Metazoa; Chordata; Ceratodontiformes; Protopteridae.
UGCUACAAUGGCUGGUGAAGUUUGACAUUACAGUGCUGGACAGAUCUUGUUUUACAUUAUCUUUAUUUUUUCUUGUUUUGGUUAUACAUUUUCAGUAUGUGGUGAGAAUUUGUUCAGGCUUGUGACCAGCAAAACAACAAUUUAUCUUCUGGUCUGUUAUGAUGGACUACAACAACAUUGCUGAUGAAGUUACGGAAAAAAUCUUGUCAUACUGGAAAGAUGAUUGUGGAUGGAAGUUGGCAAAGCAUGCUAAAGGUGUUACAGUAUCGUGGAAGCCAUCAACUGAAUAUGCAGGGCAUUUAUACAGAGGGGAGGGAAUAAUAGAAGAAAUCCCAGAAAAAAUAAUCCCAUUCAUGUAUCUCCCUGAUCACAGGAAGAAGUGGGACCAGUCACUGAAGUCAUACAGGCUUGCUGAGGUGAUUGACCAGGACACUAUGAUUUCACAUAGUAUUACACAUAGUUAUGGAAUGGGAAUAAUUUCAUCGAGGGACUUUGUUGACCUUAUCCGGAUCAAGAGAUAUCCAUGUGGUACUAUAACUACUAACUCAGUCAGUGUGAAGUGCACUAGUUGUCCUCCAAAUGCAGCUUCUGUUCGUGGACAUAACAAUCCAUGUGGUUAUGUCUGCUCACCUCUGCCAGAAAAUCCUGCACAUUCCAAAAUAAUGGUGUUUGUUCAGCCUGAACUGGGAGGAAUGCUGCCACAUUCUGUAGUGGAAGCAGCAGUGCCUAAUAACUUAAUUUCCUUAAUUAGUGAUGUACGAGAUGGAUUAAAGACUCUACGUGGCACAGCAUAAUAUGUUAAACUA